UCGCAUUUAAGAUUUGAAUGUGAACGGUUGCGAAAUAAAGGAUUUACUUGAGCUAAAUAACAACUAUUCCACUCAUAAAGGAUACUUGACCAGCAUCAUGGUGCUUAUCGAACUAGGGCUGGUGUCCUUGCUACUCGGCUAUAUAUUCUACAGAUGGGCCACACUCAAAUACAAUACAUUUAAGGAGCGUGGAGUCCCAUACGAAAAGCCAUAUCCACUAGUGGGCAACUCGGGGGCUGUAGUUUUGAACAUGGAAAGCUUCAACAAGACUUUGCUGAAAUUUUAUAAACGAAAUAGAGAUCAUGAUAUCGUGGGUUUUUAUAAUUUCCGGUCGCCUAUGUUCGUGGUACAGAAUCCAGAGUAUAUUAAAAAAAUUACUGUUAAGGAUUUUGACUUCUUCGUAAACCACACUCCGCUUUUUAGUGUUGAUGAUGACCCUCUCAUAAAUGGCAUGUUGACUGUAAUGAAAGAUCAACGUUGGAAAAAUAUGCGCAACACUCUGUCUCCAAUUUUCACCGCCGCCAAGAUGCGCGCCAUGUUUAGUUUGAUGAAUGAGUGUUUCAAUGAGAGCUUGGACCGGCUACACGAGAAAACUAAAGGUGGCAAAAGUCAUGAUAUUGAGCUCAAAGGAUGGUUCACACGUCUGUCCAAUGAUAUCAUCGCUUCAACUGCAUUUGGACUCAAAGUUAAUUCGUAUGUGGAUCCGAAUAACGAGUUUUACUCAAUUGGCCAAUCGAUCUCUAAUUUCCGCGGCACGCAAAUGAUCAAGUUUUUCAUCUCUACUACUAUGCCAAUAAUUCAAAAGCUUUUAGGAUAUAAUAUAUUUGACAAGGACAAAACCGAUUACUUCAAACGACUCGUUAUAGAUACAAUGAAAUAUCGCCAAGAACAUAAAAUUCACAGGCCGGAUAUGAUCCAACUAAUGAUCGAAGCUAAACAGGAGUCUGAACAAAACUGGUCCGACGAUGACAUUGUAGCUCAGUGCUUCAUUUUCUUUUUCGCUGCAUUCGAAAACAAUGCGAACUUCACGUCGGUGAUGUGCCAUGAACUGAUGGAAAAUCCUGAUGUGCAGCAGCGUUUGUACGAAGAGGCGAUGGAAGUACGUGCGGAACUCAAUGGAAACCCAUUAACCUAUGAGGCUGUGAUGAAAAUGAAAUAUAUGGAUAUGGUCACAUCGGAAGCAUUGCGCAAAUGGAGUCUUGCCGGAAUGAUAGAUCGUUUAUGUUCGAAGGAUUAUGACCUCACGGACAACGAAGGAAAUUUGGUAUUUAAAUUUAAGGCCGGCGAUUAUAUCUGGUUUCCCAUUGUUGGAAUGCAUAAUGACGAAAGAUACUUUGAAGACCCGGACUUAUUUAAUCCUGAACGUUUCAGUGAUGUAAACAAAGAUAGUAUAAAACCGUUUACAUAUUUGCCUUUCGGUGUGGGGCCUCGUAUGUGCAUAGGUAAUCGAUACGCACUCAUGCAAGCCAAGGCCAUGCUGUACUACAUGAUUUUGGACUUCAAGUUCGAGCGUUCCUCAAAUACGGUUGAAAACAUAAUGGAUGACAUACGCGGGUUCCAAGGAAACCCUAUUGGAGGAUUCUGGGUGCGUUUAGUGCCACGGAAAUAGUUUUGAAAAAGUGUUUUUUAUACAAUAUAUGUAAAUACAUCUGUUAUAUCUGUUAUUAACAUCCAGUCAAUAUAAAGCACGUCUAAAAAUAUUCACAAUACUCGGCUAUAAAUGCCAUAAGUACUUAUAUUUUUUGGUUUCCUAUUUGUUUCU
Molecule: messenger RNA, 1762 nt
Organism: Anastrepha obliqua
Lineage: Eukaryota; Metazoa; Arthropoda; Insecta; Diptera; Tephritidae
Product: cytochrome P450 9b2-like
Exons: 4
Coding region: 98-1609 (503 amino acids)
Molecular function (GO): oxidoreductase activity, acting on paired donors, with incorporation or reduction of molecular oxygen; iron ion binding; monooxygenase activity
Source: RefSeq, a predicted model, not a curated record